GCCAUCAUCCUCCUUUCCUUCGUCUUGGCUCUAGGUUUCCUACUAGUCAUUCUAAGUUGCGCAUUAUGGUCUCAAUGGCUACCACUCCUAGUCGCUGCUAUUUUCUUUUCAGCACCAUUACCUAAACUAUUAGCAACAAGUUGUACUGGUUCAGAUGAAUUUUCAGCAGAUUACUCUUCUACUCCAAUCGAAGCGGCUGAAUUCUUGACCGGAUUCUUGUUAAUGACAGGCGUAGCCUUACCACUUGUUUUGGCUCAUUCUGAGAUUAUUACUCAGUCUGCUUGUUAUAUGAGCAUGUCGGGUGGUGGAUUGGUUUAUUCUACUAUCAUCGUUUACUCUCACUUUUUUUCACCAAGGGAUGAGUUUUGA
Messenger RNA from Melampsora larici-populina 98AG31, 369 nucleotides. RefSeq lists its product as uncharacterized. Gene Ontology annotation, cellular component: Vps55/Vps68 complex; endosome. Gene Ontology annotation, biological process: late endosome to vacuole transport via multivesicular body sorting pathway. Lineage: Eukaryota; Fungi; Basidiomycota; Pucciniomycetes; Pucciniales; Melampsoraceae. The annotation marks the transcript as partial. The transcript has 4 exons. The record is from RefSeq and is a predicted model, not a curated record.